Aureococcus anophagefferens is the source of this 276-nucleotide messenger RNA. RefSeq lists its product as hypothetical. The transcript has a single exon. The annotation marks the transcript as partial. The record is from RefSeq and is a predicted model, not a curated record. Gene Ontology annotation, biological process: vesicle-mediated transport; intracellular protein transport. Gene Ontology annotation, cellular component: plasma membrane; secretory granule. Lineage: Eukaryota; Pelagophyceae; Pelagomonadales; Pelagomonadaceae. Gene Ontology annotation, molecular function: syntaxin binding.
UGGAUGGUGCUCGUCUUAGACGAGCAGGCGAGCCGCGUGCUCACGCCCGUGCUCGGCAUGUACGACCUCAUGGAGGAGCGCGUGACCCUCGUGGAAUCGCUCGAGAAGCGGCGCCAGCCCUUCCCCGAGAUGGACUGCAUCUACGUGUCCGCGGCGACGGACCGGUCCGUGCGGGCGAUUUGCGCGGACUGGAAGGGCCGCGCGGACGCGCCCUACGCCGAGGCCCACGUCUUCUUCCUGAGCCGCCUCGACGACCAGCAGCUCGCCAUGGUCGGC